AUGGUAGUCAACUCAGUACGCAGUCCCGCGUCGACAUCGUCGGAUGUAGUCGGCUUUGAAAGUUCUUCGGAGCCAACACCGUCUAUCGAUCGCCAAUUCUCCUACUAUCAUCGUCCACAUCCGUUUAUUUUUACCAUGUAUUCACCAAGCUACAACCCGUACUACGGCCCGUCGCAUCCCGGAGGACCGGUGUCGGCUCCGGGCCCUCCAUAUCCGGUAUACUCCGCAGCGGAUAGCUCCCAGGGUCACAGCACCAAGUAUGGACCUCCUCCUCCCAGUUCGUCCGGGUAUGGCGGUGGAAGUAGUGGCCACGGAGGCAGUUCCUAUGGACCGCCUGGACCCCCAUCAGGUGGUUACGAGUAUCAUCCCCCACCGCAUCACCCUCCGCCGGUGUCGCAUCCGAUUCCAAUCCACAUCCACAAAUCGAAGCCGAAGAAGGGCAAGGGAGCCGCCCUGUCUGCGCUGACACUGUUGGCGUUUCUGUACUUUUUGAACUUGCUGCAAAGCUGCUUGAAGGAGCACAUGGACACGAUGAAUCCGACCGUCAUGGUAAUGACGGCGGGAGCAACUCGCCGGAAGGACGUUGAAGAGGUGAUGAUAAGUGACAAAGAUGAAAUGGUCGGAGAGUACGAUGCCAAUGGUCCUGGCUAUGCGGCCGUUGACGGUAAAUACCAUCUGCUAACUACUAGUGGCAACCGGACCCCAGAAUUCGGCGGUGGCGGCGGUGGUAGCAGCAGCAAUGGCGGCAAACAUGUCUACCGGAUAAGAAAAACUGGCAACUCUGGUCAAAGGCAUCGCGAUGAGGAAGGUGACGUUAUCUAUUAUGAUUACUACUGA
Aedes albopictus (Asian tiger mosquito) is the source of this 837-nucleotide messenger RNA. Its product is annotated as proline-rich antigen-like. The coding region runs from base 1 to 837 and encodes 278 amino acids. The transcript is spliced from 2 exons. Lineage: Eukaryota; Metazoa; Arthropoda; Insecta; Diptera; Culicidae. The record is from RefSeq and is a predicted model, not a curated record.